AUGGUGCCGCGUCCCUGGAGUACUACUUCGAAUGACGGGCUAACGAUCCAAGAGGCAUCGGAGGCAGGUGCGCGGUCGGCUGGAAGGUCGCCGACUGCAGGAGAGCACAGUGAGAGACCUGUCGCGUCGUGGAGCUCUGAGGGAACUUUCACGACAGGCCACGGGGCCAGCGACGACCAGGAGGGCUACGAAGAACAGUUUGCCGUUCCCGAUGUGACUCCCGGCAAGGGAGCCGCGAAGGGCCGCGACGUAAGUCGCGGUCCUACUGGUCGGAAGCCUGCAAAGGCCGACGACCAACAACAACCCACCGCCAAGGCCGCCGCCAAGCGCAAGUCGCCCAAGAGGAGGAAGAAGAAGAAGCCGCGCGCGCCGGACUCGGCGGAAGCGUCGCUGUCCAAGCCACAAGGCAAGGACGCGGGGUGCCAGUACACUGUCGAAGAGGUGCGGUACGUCGUGGCGCGUACUGAGCUCUUCCGGCUGCUGGAGCAAGACCCGAUCUUGGUCUUCCUCCAGCCCAUGCUGAUGAGCAACUUCAGGGGCCCCUUCGUCGCGCCGGACUUCGAUAGUCUCAAGCAGGAGCCCUUGACGAUUCUAGCCGGAUCCGUCAAACAAGACGCGACAAGUUUCUCAGCGGGCCAAGAAGCGCCAAGUUCCUCGACGGGCUCAGCCCAGACCUCGACGACCACGCCCUCGCCGCCACCUCGAUACCAAUCGAGUGUGGAAUUCAAUAGCAGCUUCGAGUCGCGCAAGCGCAAGUCUCCGGAGAAGCUCUGCGCGCCGGAUUCAGCGGAUGGACCGCCGGUCUAG
Molecule: messenger RNA, 807 nt
Organism: Phytophthora sojae
Lineage: Eukaryota; Oomycota; Peronosporomycetes; Peronosporales; Peronosporaceae
Exons: 1
Coding region: 1-807 (268 amino acids)
Source: RefSeq, a predicted model, not a curated record